CAACUGACAUUGAUUAUUUGUCGUCCUUUGAUUUUAAUUAUAAUACUGCACUUGAAACUUCACCAACAACCAUCUCAAAAUCUCAUUCAGUUAUUAAUUCAAUAGCUGAUGAGUUCAGAUCCACCUCACAAACUCCUAAUAAACGUCGAAGGUCAAUGUUUACUUCUAUGAACCAAGCCCCUGUUCCAACUUUAUCUACAACACUGCAAGAACUGGACUCUUUUGAUGUCAAUGCCGGAAUUACCUCUAAUAAAAAAGGUAAAAAAAAAUUAUCAGAUUUGGUGCUAGAUUCUCUUAAUCUAGGUGCAACAG
This is a messenger RNA of Racocetra fulgida, 312 nucleotides long. Lineage: Eukaryota; Fungi; Glomeromycota; Glomeromycetes; Diversisporales; Gigasporaceae. The record is from the annotation of a GenBank genome assembly.